Messenger RNA from Racocetra fulgida, 1090 nucleotides. NCBI's taxonomy places the organism in Eukaryota, Fungi, Glomeromycota, Glomeromycetes, Diversisporales, Gigasporaceae. The record is from the annotation of a GenBank genome assembly.
UAAUACUUAUCAAAUACCAGAUCUAAGCUUUAUUAAAAAAAUAAAACAAUCAGUAAAUAGAUCGAUUGAAACUGUUCUACGAUUUAGCAAGAUUUUUGAAUCCUUGAUUGCAGAUUCCACUCACACUAUCGAAUCCAUCUUGGAAAUACCAGAAUUUCAAUUUACUAAUAAUCAAACAGAUCUUGUAAAUACAUUCUUUGAAAGAUAUACACCAAAAGUCCAAUUAGCAACAUUCUUACAGUCUUUCUUACAUCGUCAAAACUCAGUACGUCGUGAAGCCGUUGAAUCAGAACCGACCAAAUAUUAUGAACCGUUUUCUGAAUCAACAGCAGACAUAAUAAUAUCAAAUAAUUUUAAUGAAUACGUAACCGAUGCGCUAAAACAAAAAACCGCAGCAAUAAUUAAAACCUAUUCAGAUUUAUUAAGUGAUGAAAUUGGAAUGGCAUUUUGGCAAUGUAAGGAUGUUGAGGAAGCUGCAGGAAUAAUAUUGUUGGAUGUUAAAUUCAGAGGACAUUUUACAUUUGCACGAAUUAUUAAAGCCUUACAAAGACGUGAUUUAUCUUUGGCGAGAGAAAAAAUUGAAAUGGUCGUUUAUGGAACUUACAAAGGAGUUAAAUUAUUCAAAGAUAAACCUAAGAACCCUGAAGAUCCAGAAUCUAUCGUUUGGUCUCCAUCAAGAACAAAUGUUUUCCGUAUUAUAAAUGCCCAGAAAAAAGCCAUUCCAGAAAAAGAAUUCUGGUUAAGAGUUAUGCCUGCCAACUAUAAGGGAUAUAUCGAAAGUUACUUUGAAUGGUCUGACACUCUUAAAAAUGAAGAUUCAUCGAAAAUGACUGAUAAUAAUAUAUUGCAAUUAAUUGGUAGAUUUCGAGGAGCUGAAAUAGUUCACGAAAAGGUUUCAAUUGCUGAGCAAAGUGAUCAAACAACUAUCAAUAUCGAUGUUGAAGAACUCAAAGAAAUCGCGAUUGUUCUUGAAGACAUCAAUAAAACAACAAAGGAUGUGAAAUUAUGGGUCCAAAAUAAAACUGAAGAAAUAUCCGAAGAGAAAUUACGUUUUACUGGAGCGGGAAAGGAAAGAAUUGAAGAAUUAUAA